AACAGGAAAUGAUGCUCAGAAGCUCAUCAACACCAAUUCUUGGUUCCUUGCUACCAUCAAUCUCAUCGGAAAGCCCCAACCACCACCACCACCACCACCAUGACACCACCCUCAAACCCUCACCAAUCCACAAAUUCUCACCUGGAUCUCAACAUUUCACCACCCUUUCCUGCACUUCCUCUCCUAUCUCUCCUUCCGUCGGCCAUGGCAGAAUCCGGCGAGCGCAAUCCGAGGGGAACUUGGAACACUUGAUAAGCUCUGGUGGCGGCAAUGGCGGCAGCGGUGGUGGUGAUCAAUUCAGUUACUGUAACCCAAACAAGAAAACUUCAAGCAGACUUCACAGCUAUCCAUUGGAGACAAUCCCAUCUUUCUCUUACCAGAAUUCAAAUUUUAAAUCCGACGAUGAUGAAUCCGGUGACGACGGGUUUGGCGAUUUUAACGUAGAGAACACGGUUCGGGGAUUGAAUAAGCAACUGGGAUUUGGGAAUUUGGUGAUAAAAGAUGAGAUAGAAGAGAGUGGUUCACAAAUGUAUCUUGCAAAAGGGAUAGGGGUUGAUGCAGGCUUUGGAUGUGCAGAUGGCGAUGUUGUAGGCGGCGGCGGCGGUGGUGGUCGGAAUCUUUCAUCGGUAGGUCGUGGCGGCGACAGUGGUGGUGACAACCAUGACGUGGAGGAGCAUUACAGGAAGAUGGUGAAUGAGAAUCCUGGAGAUCCUCUAUUGCUAAGGAAUUAUGCACAGUUUCUAUACCAGUCAAAGCAAGAUCUUCAAGGAGCAGAGGAAUACUACUCGAGGGCGAUUCUGGUAGAUCCGAACGAUGGUGAAAUCCUUUCACAAUACGCGAAACUACUAUGGGAGGUUCAUCACGAUAAAGACCGUGCAACGAGCUACUUCAAAAGAGCGGUUCACGUAGCUUCUGAAGACAGCCAUGUUCAUGCAGCAUAUGCUAGUUUCCUAUGGGAAAUCGAAGGGGAGGAAGACGACGACGAUGAAGACGAAGAGGGGUAUUUUAGUAAUAUCCCACCACUAUUCAGCAAUGGAACAAUGGCUUCUGCAACUGCUUAAUUAAAAAGAUCGCAGUGAUAAUAUCAAAGCAUCUGGGCAGCAUUGUGCCAGAAUUUAGGGUUAGUAAUAAUACAUGUAGAGCAAUGGCAAAUUGUAUCUUAAUCUUAUUUAAUUAGUCAAAUAAAAAUCAAAAUAUGCAGAAAAUUGGCAACAAAAUUUACAAAUUAAAUGUUGGGCAUGUUUGUCCGCAGUUUAAUGAGGUUCACAACUUAUUGAGUGGGU
Messenger RNA from Cynara cardunculus var. scolymus (artichoke), 1283 nucleotides. RefSeq lists its product as uncharacterized. Bases 9 to 1061 code for a protein of 350 amino acids. Gene Ontology annotation, molecular function: protein binding. NCBI's taxonomy places the organism in Eukaryota, Viridiplantae, Streptophyta, Magnoliopsida, Asterales, Asteraceae. The record is from RefSeq and is a predicted model, not a curated record. Gene Ontology annotation, biological process: RNA processing. The transcript is spliced from 3 exons.